GAGGAGGCGGAGUGCAAAGUUUGUUUCAACUCCAGCUCUCUGUGACGCGCCGGCUCCCCGAAAGCCUCACACGGGACAAACAUGAAGCGGCUCGGGCUGGUGCUCCUCGUCGCGUUGCUAUGGCAAUGCGGACACGCGCAGCAAAGAGGAUUAUUCCCGGCUGUUCUGAAUUUGGCAUCCAUGGCUGAUAUUACAACCAACGCUACGUGUGGUCAAUCCGAACCAGAGAUGUUCUGUAAACUAGUCGAACAUGUACCAGGUCGGCCUGUUCGAAACCCCCAAUGUCGAAUCUGUGAUCAGAAGAGUACGAAACCAUUUGAGCGUCACCCUAUCGAAUUUGCUAUUGAUGGGACGAACCGUUGGUGGCAAAGUCCAUCCAUCAAGAAUGGAAUGGAAUACCAUUAUGUGACAAUUACACUGGACUUGAAACAGGUUUUCCAGAUAGCCUAUGUGAUCGUAAAGGCUGCUAACUCGCCUCGUCCUGGUAACUGGAUCUUGGAGCGUUCAAUAGAUGGCGAGACCUUUGAACCGUGGCAGUUCUUUGCCCUAACAGAGACAGAGUGCCUGACCAGGUUCAACAUGAAUCCAAGGACAGGACCUCCAUCAUACAUGAGAGACGAUGAAGUUAUCUGCACAUCAUUCUAUUCCAAGAUUCACCCCUUGGAGAAUGGAGAGAUUCACACUUCUUUAAUCAAUGGUCGUCCCAGUGCAGAUGACCCUUCCCCGACCUUGCUGAACUUUACCUCUGCCCGCUACAUCAGACUGGUUUUUCAAAGGAUCAGAACGCUCAACGCAGACCUCAUGACACUGACAUUGCAUGACCCCAAAGAUAUUGAUCCCAUUGUGACAAGACGGUACUACUAUUCUAUUAAGGACAUUUCAGUUGGAGGGAUGUGCAUCUGUUAUGGUCACGCAAAGGCUUGUCCACUAAACAGUGUUUCCAAGAAAUUUAGCUGUGAAUGUGAGCACAACACAUGUGGCGAGAGUUGCGAUCGCUGUUGCCCUGGGUACCAUCAACAAGCCUGGAUGGCGGGAACCUUCGUCACUCGACACGUUUGCGAGAAGUGUAACUGCCAUGGGAAGGCUGAGGAAUGCUACUUUAAUCAGACUGUUGCGGACCUAUCCCUCAGCCUGGAUAUCAAUGGCCAGUACCGAGGGGGUGGAGUGUGUAUUUCAUGCCGUGACAACACGGAUGGUAUCAACUGUCAGAGCUGUGUUCCUGGCUACUAUAGACCUGCAGGAGUAAAUGCUGAGGAUGACAACCCCUGCAUCCCUUGCUCAUGUGACUCACAUGGUUCUGAUGACCAAACGUGUAUUGAGGACUCGAGCCAGGCAACACCUACUCAGCCACCAGGGUCAUGCCGUUGUAAGGAAGGGUUUGGCGGUCUGCGAUGUGACAGGUGUGCAAUUGGUUAUAUGGGCUACCCAGACUGUCAGCCAUGUAACUGCAGCAUCGAGGGAAGCAGCAACAGUGACCCGUGUACUUCACCCUGCAUGUGCAAGGAGAAUGUGGAGGGAGAGAAUUGCGGCCGCUGCAAACUGGGUUUCUACAAUCUGCAGCGUGACAAUCCACGCGGCUGCGAGAAAUGCUCUUGCAUGGGCGUAGCAAGCCAGUGCUCUGCCUCCACGUGGGUUUAUCAGAAUGAGAGCACACUAACAGGGUGGUACCUGAGUGGAGAUUCAGGACGGAGAGUUUGGCCUAUCCACAGAGAGACACCUCAAUAUCUAAGUGUCCAUCAUGCAGAUGUUGUGGACAACCUUGGUUCUGCUUACUACUGGAAUGCACCUGAAUCAUACCUGGGAAACAAGCUAUCAGCCUACGGAGGGAGUGUAGUCUACACUGUGUCUUACACAAUAGAUCAUCAGGAUCAUAUGAUUAGAGUCACUUCAGAACCAGACCUUAUCAUUGAGGGUGGCGGGAUCACGAUUGUGGACAGACAGUACGGUCAACCUGUGUAUCCGUCCUCACCGAGAACCAAUCGCAUCACUCUUCUUCCUGAGAACUUCAGGGUUUCGGGGACCGCUCAGCCAAUUAGUCGCAGGGACUUCCUGACCGUGUUGGCAAACAUGAGCAGACUGAUGGUCAGAACCUCCUACAGUACAGAAUCCAGUGCUGUGUACAGACUCCACUUAUUCUCGAUGCAAGUAAGUUAUCCUUCUGCAAAAGGAGGGAUAACAGCAUCGGCAGUCGAAAUGUGCUCUUGUCCACCUGGAUAUGCGGGAACAUCCUGUGAGGCUUGCAUUGCUGGAUUCCGAAGAGUGGAUGGGCACCUGUACAAUGGUGUGUGUGAAGUAUGUCAAUGUCAUGGGCAUGCCACACAGUGCCACCAGAUCACCGGUCACUGCCUGGACUGUUCCCACCACACCACAGGCCCCCAGUGUGAGACCUGCCAACCUGGUUUCUACGGCGACGCCACCCACGGGUCACCCACAGAUUGUCAGCCCUGUGCCUGCCCUCUCAAUGUGCCUAGUAACAAUUUCAGCCCGACCUGCCACCUUAGUGAGAAAGGAGAGCUGUUGUGUGACCAGUGUCAGACUGGUUACACCGGACCAAGAUGUGACAGGUGUUCCAACGGGUAUUAUGGACAACCCACUGUCCCAGGAGGCUCCUGCCAGCCCUGUGAUUGCCACGGUAACCUGGACCUGUCUAGACCCAGCAGCUGUGAUCCAAUCACAGGCCAGUGUCUGCUCUGUCGACAUGGCUACAGUGGCGUGGCGUGCGACAGCUGUGAUGACGGAUUCUUUGGGGAUGCCACCACUGCCAAGAAUUGCCAACCCUGUCAGUGCCAUAUUAAUGGCUCCGUUUCCAAAGUCUGCAAUAAGGAGAGCGGUCGAUGCCAGUGCAAGGAAAAUGUGGUGGGACGGCAGUGUGACGACUGCAUGCCCAAUUACUGGUGGGAUGCUGAAAGACACGAGUGCGUGGCCUGUCGCUGCACUCACCUCGGCUCCGUCUCUCAACGCUGCGACGUUGAGGGCCGCUGUAUCUGCCGACCGGGAUUUACAGGCACGCGCUGUGAUCAGCGCCGCCAAGGUUACGAGAGACGGGAGACCCGGCGCCCGGUGGAGCGCGUCCCCGUGGAUGACGUACAACGGAGAUGGGGCGGGCCAUCUCGCUCAGGGGGUUGUCCUAGGGGGGCAUACUGGCCCAGUGCUGGGGCUCAGACAUACGGCCUCGCCACAGGUGGACAGUGUGUGCCCUGUCACUGUAACUCUUUUGGUUCCAAGUCGUUUGACUGCGAUGAAAACGGUCAGUGUCGGUGCCAGCCGGGUGUCACUGGACCAAAGUGUGACCGCUGCUCACGAGGAUUCUUCAACUUCCAGGAAGGAGGCUGCACACCAUGUCUCUGCGACCAUGUGGGCAAUAACUGUGACGCCAACACAGGACAGUGUAUCUGUCCUCCAAACACACUUGGUGAGAGGUGUGACCGCUGCGCCCCCAACCACUGGGGCCAUGAUAUCAUGACUGGAUGCAAGGAAUGUGGCUGUAGUGUGGUGGGCUCAGUAAAACAGCAGUGCAACGUCAACACAGGCUGUUGCCUUUGUCGUGACUCCUUCAGAGGGGAGAAAUGUAAUGAAUGUCAGCUGGGCUUCAGAGACUUUCCUCAGUGCACCCCAUGUCAGUGUAACCUCUUAGGAUCAGACACCGAGACUUGUGACCUAGAACGAAGAGUUUGCGCAUGUGCAGAUCGAACUGGCAAGUGCAGCUGCAAGGAAAAUGUGAUGGGUGACCACUGUGACCAUUGCAAGCCCAACUCAUUCGGCUUAUCCUUACAAAAUCCUCUGGGCUGUAGCAAAUGCUAUUGUUAUGGCCUGACAAAUUCCUGCACCGAGUCACAGGGACUCAUUAGGAUGUGGUUAACACUGAGACCAGAGCAGACAGUGCUUCCCCUAGUGGAUAAAAGUAGCAUCAUUGAGACUACAACAGGAGUGAGCUUCCAACACCCGGAGAUCCUCGCACACUCUGAGCUGGUCACUCAAGUUCUUUCCGAGCCUUAUUACUGGAAACUACCACAACAGUUCCGAGGCUCCAUGAUCACGGCAUACGGUGGUAAAUUGAAGUAUGCUGUGUACUAUGAGGCCAGAGAUGAAACUGGGCCCUCCUCAUAUGAGCCCCAGGUAAUUAUCAAGGGUGGUGCUAACCACAACAUCGUGAUGACGCGCCAUGUAACGGGACUCCAGAUUGGUCAGCUCACACGGCAUGAGAUUGACAUGACAGAGCAUGAGUGGAGGCACGCAGACGGACGGCCAAUGACACGCCAGGAUUUCAUGGACGUCUUGUUCUAUGUGGACUUUGUCCUCAUCAAGGCAUCACAUGGCAACCAGAUGAGACACAGCCGUAUUUCUGAGAUAAGUCUGACUGUGGCAGAAGCUGGUACACCAACCAGAGAGAGUGAGAAAGCUUACCAAAUAGAACAAUGUGAAUGUCCAACUGGAUACUCUGGACUGUCCUGUGAGGAGUGUUCAGCAGGUUUCUACCGCCUUCGCAGCGGCUCACACACAUCUGCUCCGGCCUCCAGAGUCCCCACUGCUGUAGGCAUGGGCAGCUGUGUUCAGUGCCAGUGCAGCGGCCACUCGUCCACCUGUGACCCUGACACGUCCAUAUGCCAGAACUGUCAAGACAACACAGAAGGAGAUCACUGUGAGAGUUGUGCUCCAGGAUUCUACGGCGUGGUCCGGGGAUUCCAUGAUGACUGCAAACCUUGUGCCUGUCCCCUUCCUAAUCCUGGGAAUAAUUUUAGUCCAUUGUGCGUCACAGAAGGUUAUGAUGACUACCGUUGUACAGCCUGUCCUGAGGGAUAUGAAGGAAAAUACUGUGAAAGGUGUUCCACUGGUUACCAUGGUAACCCACGGAUGCCUGGUGGUCGAUGCGAGGAGUGUAAGUGUUCCACGUGGGGUUCGUUGCCCGGACCGUGCGACCCGAUCACUGGCCAAUGCCGGUGCACGGUCGGAGUGUCUGGGAGAUCUUGUGAUCAAUGCAUGGAAAGGCAUGUGUGUGGACCAUCUGGGAUCAUCUCAUGUGACGAUGAGUGCUCAGGUUUGCUGAUCAGUGACAUGGACCGCUUGUAUCGCAUCAUCACUGACAUCACACUAACCACACCUCUGCCGCCCCCUUACAAGAUCCUCUACCGCUUUGAGAACAUGACCGAAGAACUCAAGCACAUGUUGUCACCUCAGAAAGCUCCGGAGAGAUUACUGCAGCUGGCCGACUCCAACCUGGGAUCACUGGUUGUUGAGAUGGACCAACUACACAGCAGGGCAACUAAGGUAUCUGCUGAUGGAGAACAAGUGGAAGACGAUUCCGACAGAAUUCAGAAGCGAGCUGAGAUUCUGGAGAAGUUCAUUAGGGACACACUGCUGGGAGCUCAAGACCUACAAUCCAAAGCUGAUGAUUUGAACCGUAUGCUGGCGCGCAAAGACGGAACGCCGGAAAAAAGUUUGAAGGAGAUGAAGGAGGAGAUUCAGGCCAUGCUGUCCGAGAUGAGGAAACGGCAUCUAGGAGGGAAGCGGAUUAUUGCUGAGGAAGAGCUCGAUCUGGCAGAAGAGUUGUUCCAAAAAGUGAAGAGGAUGUUUGGUAUUCCUCAUCAGGCCACAGAAGACCUUAAAGCAGAGAUUAAAGGCAAACUGUCAGACCAUGAAGGUAAACUUCAGGAAGCCCAAGAGCUUCUUUAUUCAGCUCGUGAGAAGACCAGACAAGCUGGCCUGUUAGCCGGACACAACCAAGCCAACCUCACAUUCUUGGAGAGGAAGCACGCAGCAGUCCUCGGGGUGAAACAAGAAGCACAAAAAGUCCUGGAGGAAGGAGAAAACCUCCUGGAUGAUGCCAACCAGCUUUCAGAUAACAUCAAUAAAGAGCUAGAGGAUGCUGAGGAGAUGAGAAAAGAUCUUGGUCCUCUUCAUGAGCAGUUGGAUGACAAAGUCCGGCACCUCACGGACGGUUUAAGCGGCGGUGGCCUGGCUCAUCGUGUUCGCGCUGCUGAGGAUCACGCCCAACAGCUUAAUGAUUCCGCUGCAAUUUUGGAUGGAAUUUUAGCUGAAGCAAAGAAUCUCUCCUUCAACGCAACAGCUGCCUUCAAAGCAUACACAAACAUCAAGGCGAAUGUUGACGAAGCAGAGAAAGAGGCGAAGACGGCCAAACAGAGGGCGUCCGAGGCACUGGCAAUGGCUUUAGGCCCAGAGAUCCCAGUCAAGGAGGAAGCUGAAGGUGCCCUUCAGAAGAGUCUCAAGCUGCUUAACCAGGCUAAGCAACUUCAUAAUGAUGUCAAAGACAAUGCUGCGACUGUGUCUGGACUGAAGGGCAGAGUUAAAUCUGCAAGAGACCGAACCAAAGACCUGCUCAAAGCGGUGAAUGGAACCAUGACAACACUCAACGCUAUCCCCAAUGACACUGCUGCCAAGCUGGCGACAACAAAGAUCGUGGCCGCAGAGGCCAACGCGACAGCCAUCGACGUACUAGAACGCCUCGCGGCCCUGAACCUUCAGGUCAACGACAUACAGAAGAACUUCAGCCAACUGGCCGAUACGGUCAGCGCUGCCAACAAGAUGAUCCAGGACCCAGAGAAAAACAUCCACGCUGCUGGAGCCAAAGUCAAGGAUUUAGAGGAUGAAGCUGAUAGGCUGUUGGAGAAGCUGAAGCCUAUCAAAAAGCUGGAGGACAAUUUGAGGCGAAAUAUCUCACAGAUAAAGGAACUGAUCAACCAAGCCAGGAAACAGGCCAACUCUAUCAAAGUGUCAGUGUCAUCGGGUGGUGAUUGUCUGCGAAGUUACCGCCCCGACAUCAGGAAGGGCAGGUACAACACCAUCAUUCUCCACGUCAAAACCACCACGCCUGAUAAUCUGCUUUUCUACCUUGGUUCUGCCAAAUAUGUUGAUUUCCUGGCUCUGGAGAUGCGUAAGGGCAAGGUGUACUUCCUUUGGGAUGUGGGUUCAGGUGUGGGACGGGUGGAAUAUCCUCAUCUCACCAUCCAUGAUGGAAACUGGCACAGAAUAGAAGCUUUUCGAAACGGAUUGAACGGUACCAUAUUAGUGUACCCUCUAGAAGGUCCAAGGGCCGGCGUGGUUCCAACCCCGAACAGCGCAAACUCGCCCGUUACUUACACCAUCCUGGAUGUGGACCAGAACGCUUAUCUGUUUGUUGGCGGAAUACUUGGCACAAUCAAAAAAGCGGAUGCUGUGAGGACAACAACAUUCACUGGAUGCAUGGGAGAAACCUUCCUGGAUGGUAAACCAAUUGGACUUUGGAACUACAGGGACAGGCAGGGAGACUGUAAAGGAUGUGUUGUCAGCCCCCAGGCAUCAAACGGUGAAGGGACUGUCCAGCUGGACGGAGAAGGCUACGCCGCAGUGGGACGACCCACAAGAUGGAACCCGAAUGUUUCCAGCGUUACAUUCAAGUUCCGAACAUUUGCAUCGGAUGCACUGCUUAUGUAUCUGGCAACUGAAGAUAUGAAGGACUUUAUGUCCUUAGAGUUAGCGGGGGGCAAGGUAAAGAUGAACUUCGAUUUAGGAUCAGGAGUUGGCAACGCCAUAUCAGCUCACCGUCAGAAUGAUGGACACUGGAAGUCCCUCACUAUGUCUCGCAACAAGAAGCAAGCCACAGUUAGCAUCGUGGAUAUUGACACCGGUGCUGAGGAGAAGAUAGCGGCCACAUCUCUAGGAACGGCCACUGGGCUGAAUCUCAAGGAGAAGCAGAGCAUUUAUUUUGGAGGUCUGCCAACCAUUGGAAACUACAGGCCAGAGAUCACACUGAAACGCUAUGUGGGCUGCCUCCGGGAGAUUGAAGUAUCUCGAACUCCUUAUAAUCUCCUCAGUAGCUCCGAUUACACUGGGGUUACGAAAGGAUGUAAUGUAGAGAACCUGUAUACAGUGAGCUUCACCAAACCAGGAUACGUGGAGCUCGGUGGUCUAUCCCUGGCAGUAGGGACUGAAAUCAGCCUGUCGUUCAGUACCAUGGUGGAUACUGGCACCCUGCUGUUAGCAGUGGGUGGGCCACCGCCCAUCAGCCAACAGGUCCGUAACAGAAAUGGCGUCUCUAAGAGGAAACGCAGACAAUCAGGCGAGCCCUUCCUCUCAGUGAUGCUGAACAAAGGCUCUCUGGAGGUGUUGGUGUUUACGGGAAGCCACAGUCUGCGUCGUGUCAUCAGACGGCCCGAGCAAGGCAUCUUAAGUGAUGGAAGAGAACAUUCGCUGCGCAUCGAAAGAUUACCUGGCAGAUCUUUUGCAGUUCAAGUGGAUGAGGAGGCAAAGAGGGAGUCUCCACUCCCCAAUGACCAGCCAAUCAUCUUGCAGCGUGUGUUCCUCGGUGGUAUUCCUUCUGAGGUGGAGCGAACAUCCAACAGGGCCAAUGUCCCAUUCCAAGGAUGUAUAUGGAAUCUCAUGGUCAACUCUGUUCUGUCAGACUUCUCUCAGUCCGUGUCCUUUGAAAAUGCUGAGAUUGGACAGUGUCCCAGCCUUGCACCGCUCCUUCCUCUUCCUUAUCCAACAGAAGAGGCUGAGAAGGAAGUACCUGCAACCAAACCGCCAACUCCCGCCUUUGUUACAUCGCCUCCUGAAGUUCCUGCCGAGCCCACAGCAAUUGUUGCAGCUGCCACCACAACCUCUGCUACGCCUACUUUUGCAGAAGCCCCGCCCACUGCUGACACGGAUAUGUGUCCCUCAGCUGUGGCCCCCGUAGCACUGGAGCAGGCCUACCAGUUCGGACUGAGCAGGAACAGUCACAUGAGCUUUGCCUUUGAUGAUGCCAAAGUCAGAGAAAGGUUGAUAUUGGAGUUCGAGGUGAGGACACAGGAAGAGUCAGGACUGGUUCUCUACAUGGCCAGAAUCAACCACGCGGACUUUGUCUCGAUUCAGAUCAAGGACGGACAGGUGUGCUUGGGUUAUGACCUCGGUCAUGGCAAUACAUCUGGAUGCGUCCCCUUUUCCAUUAAUGAUGGCAACUGGCAUAAGAUCCGUGUGGCACGUAAUAAACAGAGAGCUCUCCUGGUGGUGGACGGACGGUACAGUAAACAGAUGAUCAGCCCCAAAAAGGCUGACCUGUUAGAUGUGGUGGGAAUGCUUUAUGUUGGUGGUCUCCCGAAAAACUAUACUACCAAGAGGAUUGGACCGAUUCUUCAGAGUAUCAACGGUUGCAUCCGUCGCUUGAAGAUGGUGGGAGGGCCUGUUAGCACAAAAGUUACUGCCCCAGGUCGUACUGAAGCGCUUACUGAAGACUUUAAGCUCGACAUGGAGACACCAACGUCUAGUCUCAUGGUCGGAAGAUGCUUUGCUGCCACUGAGGCAGGAACUUAUUUUGAUGGAACUGGCUUCUUGAAAGCAGUUUCAAACUACAGAGUAGGACUCGACGUCUCCAUUGCAUUUGAGUUCCGAACCAGCAGACUGAACGGCGUCCUUUUGGCCGUCAGUAACCAGGGCAAUGAUGGGCUUGGUCUCGAGAUUGUUCAGGGCCAACUGCUCUUCCACGUCGACAACGGCGCUGGACGCAUUACGGCGAUGCACGUGCCCGAUGGCGAUGGCUUCUGUGACGGUCGGUGGCACGCAGUUGUCGCUAACAAGGCUCGCCACAAGGUAGAACUGCUGGUGGACGGCAAGCAGAGCAAUGCCCAGAGUCCCAACGCACGCUCCAACACUUGUGACACCAAUGAUCCCAUCUACGUCGGAGGUUACCCAGACGGCGUUCGGCAGGCAGCUCUGUCCAGCCGAACAUCCUUCAGAGGUUGCAUGAGGAACCUGAAGAUCACCAAAUCAUCCAAGACAAUGGAGGUGCACUUCAACAAGGCUCUGGAAGUCAAAGGGGUUCAACCACUCUCAUGUCCCGCCAUCGCUGCGUAAAAAACAACUCUUUUGUGCACUCUGGUCAAUAAAUAUGAAAUGGCUUCUUACCAAAGUGUAAUAUAAUAUCUUUUCAUGUGAUCGCACCAUUUCACCACAACAUUAAAGCUACCCAUCAAAGUAUGUAGCAUUGUUUUUUUUUACAUGUUUGCACAUUUCCAAAGUUCAACAAAGGCAAGACACUUAAUCGGUUACACCACAUUAGCACUUGGUGAAUUCAAGAUGAUUUAAAUCCAAAUGUUCAGAUAUACUAAGAAUUAUGAUGAUUGUCAUUACUAUUUAAUCUAGACACAAUCAGCUAAGACAUGCUAAAAGUUCAUCAUAUAUUCAUUAGAAUUGUAAUCAACUGCACUGACUGGUAAUAGUACAGUACAUUAUGUGGUGGUCAAAAAAGACUCAAAUCUGGCUGGUGUGAUUUCCCUUUGCUGUUUCUUAUUCCUGUCUUUAGUUCAUAAUGUAAUUCCCACAUAAUUUCCUAUAUUUGUUUUGCAUUUGCAAUUUUUUUUUAUUGUUAAUAUCUUCCUUUUCUUACACCUUUCUGGGUCCCUUGUUAGAACAUAAGGUUGGUUAUUUUUUUGUGCUGUGCUGUUCUCAAAAAGUGCUACAAAAUUGAAUAAAGCUUUACCUUAUUAUUAACUAAUAAGAAAUACAUGUUAGUGUGGUUGCCAGCCAUCAUGUUAUUAAUUUGAGGAAUAAAUUUAAUUUUGUAUAAUCCAACAGAUUAUAGGUUAAUUGUUAAUCAGAAACAUGGAUUUGAAUAUACAGUAUGCAUUGACAAUAUGUGUGUAAUAACUAAUUGGAACAAGGGGGAGCCAAAA
Messenger RNA from Corythoichthys intestinalis (scribbled pipefish), 10643 nucleotides. RefSeq names its product laminin, alpha 2 (gene lama2). The coding region runs from base 82 to 9825 and encodes 3247 amino acids. The record is from RefSeq and is a predicted model, not a curated record. Gene Ontology annotation, cellular component: basement membrane. Gene Ontology annotation, molecular function: extracellular matrix structural constituent; signaling receptor binding. Gene Ontology annotation, biological process: tissue development; regulation of cell adhesion; regulation of embryonic development. NCBI's taxonomy places the organism in Eukaryota, Metazoa, Chordata, Actinopteri, Syngnathiformes, Syngnathidae. The transcript has 73 exons.